UUUUUACGCGGUUACUUGCCAGUCGGCGGUGAGCCCGCUAACCGCGCCUCUUGGAGCUGGUGGUAGGGGAACCGAGGACCUCGUGGAGUUAGAGCCCGGUACUGGUGAAGUGACCCCGGCGACAACUGGGUUCGAGUUUGCCUAUAGGAAGCCCCCGAGUUGGAAACGGCAAGGAAAAUGGUAACUCACUAUCGCCCUGGCUGGUGUGGCUCAGUUGGUUGACCGUUGUCCCAUGCACCAAGAGGUCACCAAUCAGAUGAUCAGAUUCCCAGUCAGGGCACAUGCCUGGGUUGCAGGCUCCCUAGUAGGAGGCAGCUGAUUGAUGUUUCCCUCUCCCUCUCCCUAAAAAAGUCAAUUAAAAAAAAUAAAAAGGGGUAAAAAUAUUUCCAUCAUGGCUCAUUCAAAGACGAGGACCAAUGAUGGAAAAAUUACUUAUCCUCCUGGUGUCAAGGAAAUCUCAGAUAAAAUAUCUAAAGAGGAGAUGGUGAGACGGUUAAAGAUGGUUGUGAAAACUUUCAUGGAUAUGGACCAGGACUCUGAAGAAGAAAAGGAGCUUUAUUUAAACCUGGCUUUACAUCUGGCUUCAGACUUUUUUCUCAAGCAUCCUGAUAAAGAUGUUCGCCUACUAGUAGCCUGCUGCCUGGCUGAUAUUUUCAGGAUUUAUGCUCCUGAAGCUCCUUACACAUCCCCUGAUAAACUAAAGGAUAUAUUUAUGUUUAUAACAAGGCAGUUGAAGGGGUUAGAGGAUACAAAGAGCCCACAAUUCAAUAGGUAUUUUUAUUUACUUGAGAACAUUGCUUGGGUCAAGUCAUAUAACAUAUGCUUUGAGUUGGAAGAUAGCAAUGAAAUUUUUACACAAUUAUACAGAACAUUAUUUUCAGUUAUAAACAAUGGCCACAAUCAGAAAGUUCAUAUGCACAUGGUAGACCUCAUGAGUUCCAUUAUUUGUGAAGGUGAUACAGUAUCUCAGGAGCUUUUGGAUACAGUUUUGGUAAAUCUGGUCCCUGCCCAUAAGAAUUUAAACAAACAAGCAUAUGAUUUGGCAAAGGCUUUACUGAAGAGGACAGCUCAAGCUAUUGAACCAUACAUUACCAAUUUUUUUAAUCAGGUUCUGAUGCUUGGGAAAACGUCUAUCAGCGAUUUGUCAGAACAUGUCUUUGACUUAAUUUUGGAACUCUAUAAUAUUGAUAGUCAUUUGCUGCUCUCAGUUUUACCCCAGCUUGAAUUUAAACUAAAGAGCAAUGAUAAUGAUGAACGCCUGCAAGUUGUUAAACUACUAGCAAAAAUGUUUGGGGCAAAGGAUUCAGAAUUGGCUUCUCAAAACAAACCACUUUGGCAGUGUUACUUGGGCAGGUUUAAUGAUAUUCAUGUACCAAUACGCCUGGAAUGUGUAAAAUUUGCUAGUCACUGUCUCAUGAACCAUCCUGAUUUAGCAAAGGACUUAACAGAGUAUCUUAAAGUGAGGUCACAUGACCCCGAGGAAGCUAUUAGACAUGAUGUUAUUGUGUCUAUAGUUACAGCUGCUAAAAAGGAUAUUCUUCUGGUCAAUGAUCACCUACUUAAUUUUGUCAGAGAAAGAACUUUAGACAAACGGUGGAGAGUGCGCAAAGAAGCCAUGAUGGGACUUGCCCAGAUUUAUAAGAAAUAUGCUUUGCAAUCAGCAGCUGGAAAAGAUGCUGCAAAACAGAUUUCAUGGAUCAAAGACAAAUUGUUACAUAUAUAUUAUCAAAAUAGUAUUGAUGAUCGAUUGCUUGUUGAACGGAUCUUUGCUCAAUACAUGGUUCCCCAUAAUUUGGAAACUACAGAACGGAUGAAGUGCUUAUAUUACUUGUAUGCCACACUGGAUUUAAAUGCUGUGAAAGCAUUGAAUGAAAUGUGGAAAUGUCAAAAUCUGCUCAGACAUCAAGUAAAGGAUUUGCUUGACUUAAUUAAGCAACCCAAAACCGAUACCAGUGUCAAGGCCAUAUUUUCAAAAGUGAUGGUCAUUACAAGAAAUUUGCCAGAUCCUGGUAAGGCUCAGGAUUUCAUGAAGAAAUUCACACAGGUGUUGGAAGAUGAUGAGAAAAUAAGAAAACAGUUAGAAGUACUUGUUAGUCCAACAUGUUCCUGCAAACAGGCUGAAGGUUGUGUGCGUGAAAUAACUAAGAAGUUGGGCAACCCCAAACAGCCAACAAAUCCUUUUCUGGAAAUGAUCAAGUUUCUUUUGGAGAGGAUAGCACCUGUGCACAUAGAUACUGAAUCUAUCAGUGCUCUUAUUAAGCAAGUGAACAAAUCAAUAGAUGGGACAGCAGAUGAUGAAGAUGAGGGUGUUCCAACUGAUCAAGCCAUCAGGGCAGGUCUUGAACUGCUUAAGGUACUCUCAUUUACACAUCCCAUCUCGUUUCAUUCUGCUGAAACAUUUGAAUCUCUCCUGGCUUGUCUGAAAAUGGAUGAUGAAAAAGUAGCAGAAGCUGCACUCCAAAUUUUCAAAAACACAGGCAGCAAAAUUGAAGAGGAUUUCCCACAUAUUAGAUCAGCUUUGCUUCCUGUUUUACAUCACAAAUCUAAAAAAGGACCUCCCCGUCAAGCCAAAUAUGCUAUUCAUUGUAUCCAUGCAAUAUUUUCUAGUAAAGAGACCCAGUUUGCACAGAUAUUUGAGCCUCUGCAUAAGAGCCUAGAUCCAAGCAAUCUGGAACAUCUUAUAACCCCAUUGGUUACUAUUGGUCACAUUGCUCUCCUUGCACCUGAUCAAUUUGCUGCUCCUUUGAAGUCUUUGGUAGCUACUUUCAUUGUUAAAGAUCUUCUCAUGAAUGAUCGGCUUCCAGGAAAAAAGACAACUAAGCUUUGGGUUCCAGAUGAAGAAGUUUCUCCUGAAACAAUGGUCAAAAUACAGGCGAUUAAAAUGAUGGUUCGAUGGCUACUUGGAAUGAAGAAUAAUCACAGUAAAUCAGGAACUUCUACUUUAAGAUUGCUAACAACAAUAUUGCAUAGUGAUGGAGACUUGACAGAACAGGGGAAAAUUAGUAAACCAGAUAUGUCACGUCUGAGACUUGCUGCUGGGAGUGCUAUUGUGAAGCUGGCACAAGAACCCUGUUACCAUGAAAUCAUCACAUUAGAACAGUAUCAGCUCUGUGCAUUAGCAAUCAAUGAUGAAUGCUAUCAAGUAAGACAAGUAUUUGCUCAGAAACUUCACAAAGGCCUUUCCCGAUUACGACUUCCACUUGAGUAUAUGGCAAUCUGUGCUCUUUGUGCAAAAGAUCCUGUAAAAGAGAGAAGAGCUCACGCCAGGCAGUGUCUGGUAAAAAAUAUAAAUGUGAGACGCGAGUAUCUGAAGCAGCAUGCAGCUGUUAGUGAAAAAUUAUUAUCUCUUCUACCAGAAUAUGUUGUUCCAUAUACAAUUCACCUUUUGGCACAUGACCCAGAUUAUGUCAAAGUACAGGAUAUUGAACAACUUAAAGAUGUUAAAGAAUGUCUUUGGUUUGUUUUAGAAAUAUUAAUGGCUAAAAAUGAAAAUAACAGUCAUGCAUUUAUCAGAAAGAUGGUAGAAAAUAUUAAACAAACAAAAGAUGCCCAAGGACCAGAUGAUGCAAAAAUGAAUGAAAAACUGUAUACUGUGUGUGAUGUUGCCAUGAAUAUCAUCAUGUCGAAGAGCACCACAUACAGUUUGGAAUCUCCUAAAGACCCAGUACUACCAGCUCGGUUUUUCACUCAACCUGACAAGAACUUCAGUAACACCAAAAAUUAUCUGCCUCCAGAAAUGAAAUCGUUUUUCACUCCUGGAAAACCUAAAGCAACCAAUGUUCUAGGAGCUGUUAAUAAGCCACUUGCAUCAGCAGGCAAACAAUCUCAGACAAAAUCUUCACGAAUGGAAACUGUGAGCAAUUCAAGCAGCAGCUCAAACCCAAGCUCUCCUGGAAGAAUAAAAGGGAGGCUUGAUAGUUCUGAAAUGGACCACAGUGAAAAUGAGGACUACACAAUGUCUUCACCUUUGUCGGGGAAAAAAAGUGACAAGAGAGACGACUCUGAUCUUGUAAGGUCUGAAUUGGACAAACCUAGAAGCCGGAAAAAAACAUCAGCCACUGAUUCAGAAGAGAAAUUAGGUAUGGAUGACCUGACUAAGUUGGUACAAGAACAGAAACCUAAAGGCAGUCAGCGUGGACGGAAGAGAGGCCAUACAACUUCAGAGUCCGAUGAGCCACAGUGGCCUGAGGAAAAGAGGCUCAAAGAAGAUAUGUUAGAAAAUGAGGAUGAACAGAAUAGUCCACCAAAAAAAGGUAAAAGAGGCCGACCACCAAAACCUCUUGUUGGAGGAGGUACAACAAAAGAAGAACCAACAAUGAAAACUUCUAAAAAAGGAAGCAAAAAAAAAUCUGGACCUUCAGUAGUAGAAGAAGAGGAAGAAGAGGAAAGACAAAGUGGAAACACAGAACAGAAGUCAAAAAGCAAACAGCACCGAACUUCAAAGAGAGCACAACAGAACAGAGCAGAAUCUCCUGAGACUAGUGCACUUGAAUCCACACAAUCCAUACCACAGAAAGGACGAGGAAGACCAUCAAAAACGCCAUCACCAUCACAACAAAAAAAAAAUGUCCGUGCAGGACGCUCCAAACAAGCAGCCACUAAAGAAAAUGAUUCAAGUGAAGAAGUAGAUGUGUUUCAGGGUUGCUCUCCUGUCAAUGAUGAUAUUCCACAGGAAGAAACAGAAGAAGAGGAAGUUUCUACAGUAAAUGUAUGUUUUUAUUAAAAUGCCAUGUGUGAUAGUGAUAACCGGAAAGGUACGGCGGAGAAGUUCUAAAAGAGAAAGGCGAUGAACAAAUGUAAUAAUUUCUAUGUGAACACUUAAAAAAUCAUUUUUCAUCAAGCUUGAGGCUGAAUAAAACCUUUAAUACACAAAAUGGGACUGCUGAAGAGUGGACAGUUGGACCUCCCUUUGAUGACCUCAUAUAUUUGUGGUCACACUUUAGCCAUACACAUGGUGAUAACAUUGACUUGUGAAAGUGUAAUUUGCUAUGGCUAUGUAGAAAUAAACUAAAGAAGAAACUUGUAAAUAUAUUUUUCCUUUUUUUUUUAAUGUUUCUGACUUCUAGUGUGCUUGUAUAGCUUUUAUCUGUGGCUUUAAACUGACAGUACCCAACUGUUUAUUGGAUCUAUUGCUUUGAAAAGAGUUUGUUAGGAUAGAUCUUAAGCAGUCAUCUGUCAGUAUUUGUAUUUGUAUACUCUGCAGUUUUACUGUGAAAAAAUUAUUUUUCAACAAAUGGUGUCAUUUUCUUGAUGUCACUAUUGGUUGGAGAGUUAAAUGGUCUCUUUCCCGUGUGUAUCUUACCUAGUGUUAACCCCUAGGCACCCUUAACCUUCAGAGGUGCUAAAUCAUCUGCUAUUACACCUGAACGAUGCCUCUGAUGGGAGGAAACCACACAAAUUGUGAAAUACUCCUGAAGUUGAUUAUUUUACACCUCAGUAUUGGUCCCAGAAUUUUCUGGCCUUCUAUGGCAAUGAAAAUUUUAAGAAAAAAGAUUUAAAAUAUUUUAAUUUUAAAGAAUGUGUUAUAAAAUAAUGUACUAAAAUCUUUAUCCCAUUUUAUCAUCCCUUUUCAGUUCAUAUACUCUACUGUAUCAAUAAAAUUCUGUAAUUUGAAUUA
Myotis daubentonii (Daubenton's bat) is the source of this 5617-nucleotide messenger RNA. RefSeq names its product PDS5 cohesin associated factor B (gene PDS5B). The record is from RefSeq and is a predicted model, not a curated record. Gene Ontology annotation, cellular component: nucleus; chromatin. Bases 392 to 4723 code for a protein of 1443 amino acids. Gene Ontology annotation, biological process: DNA repair; mitotic sister chromatid cohesion. The transcript is spliced from 36 exons. NCBI's taxonomy places the organism in Eukaryota, Metazoa, Chordata, Mammalia, Chiroptera, Vespertilionidae.